This is a messenger RNA of Trichechus manatus latirostris (Florida manatee), 2835 nucleotides long. It is a transcript of the gene SLC8B1, whose product is annotated as solute carrier family 8 member B1. The record is from RefSeq and is a predicted model, not a curated record. Bases 320 to 2041 code for a protein of 573 amino acids. Gene Ontology annotation, cellular component: membrane. Gene Ontology annotation, biological process: calcium export from the mitochondrion; intracellular calcium ion homeostasis. The transcript has 17 exons. Lineage: Eukaryota; Metazoa; Chordata; Mammalia; Sirenia; Trichechidae. Gene Ontology annotation, molecular function: calcium:sodium antiporter activity.
ACGCAGCGGGCGUUGUCGGGGGCGGAAGGUUGGGCAGCGCGGGAGAGCUGGAGGGACCGGGAAGGCCUCGAGGCCCGACGGAAUUCAAGUUUGGAGUCUAGGGGCCGGAACCCGGCCUGAGCUGCCGGGACAUUGAGAAACGUCCGUGCAAAGAAUUACACCAAACCACCGUUGUUUUCUGUUGUUUCUGCACUGCAAAAAUAAAACCUGCUCGUUGUUGAACAUGUGGGGACGCCAAGAGAAGAGGGCCACGGGCCACCAGCUGUUUUGAACUGAAAUACUACAGAAGGAGAAGUGGCAAGUGAGGUCUGUGGGGCUGAUGGAUGGCAGGUGGCUGAUGGUGGAGACAGUGUUUGGAGCAGGGCCUGGGGACCCCUCUGCAGAGGCCCCUGUCUGCCCCCUGCUUCCAACUGCAGGUGUGAACAAGACCCCCACGGUGGAUUGCCGAGACGUGUGUGGCCUGAACAUCUCUGACCGCUGUGACUUCAUCCGGACCAACCCAGACUGCCGCAACAAUGGGGGCUACCUGAACUACCUUGAAGGCAUCUUCUGCCUCUUUCCCCACAGCCUCCUCCCUCUGGCCAUCACCCUUUAUGCUAUCUGGCUACUUUACCUGUUUCUGAUUCUGGGAGUCACUGCAGCGAAUUUUUUCUGCCCUAACUUGUCAGCCAUUUCUACCACCCUCAAGCUCUCCCACAAUGUGGCAGGCGUCACCUUCCUGGCCUUUGGGAACGGUGCCCCUGACAUCUUCAGCGCACUGGUGGCUUUCUCGGACCCACGCACAGCCGGCCUGGCCUUUGGGGCACUGUUUGGUGCCGGUGUGCUGGUCACCACGGUGGUGGCUGGCGGCAUUGCCAUCCUACGACCCUUCACGGCCGCCUCCAGGCCCUUCCUCAGGGACAUCAUUUUCUACAUGGUGGCCGUCUUCCUGACCUUCACCGCACUCUACUUUGGCCGGGUCACGCUGGCCUGGGCCCUGGGUUACCUGGGUCUCUAUGUGUUCUACGUGAUCACUGUGGUUCUCUGCACCUGGAUCUACCGAUGGCAGCAGAGGAAAUCCCUGGUUUACUCCAUGCCAGGCACUCCAGAGCUGCUCUCAGAUGCUGAGGAUGAACGGGUGUCUUCUAAUACCAACAGCUAUGACUAUGGGGAUGAGUACCGGCCGCUGAUCCCUUACCAGGAGACCACGGCCCAGAUCCUGGCCCGGGCCCUCAACCCGCUGGACUACAGGAAGUGGAGGAACAAGUCUAUCUACUGGAGGGCCCUCAAGGUGUUCAAGUUGCCCGUGGAGUUUGUCCUGCUCCUCACGGUACCUGUCGUGGACCCCGACAAGGAUGACCACAACUGGAAACGGCCCCUCAACUGCCUGCACCUGGUGACCAGCCCCCUGUUCUGUGUCCUGACCCUGCAGUCGGGGGCCUAUGGCCUCUACGAGAUUGGCAACCUCCUUCCCGUCUGGGCCGUGGUGGUGAUCGCGGGCACAGGCUUGGCUACAGUGACCUUCUUUGCCACAUCCAACUAUGAGAUCCCUAGGCUUCACUGGCUGUUUGCUUUCCUGGGCUUCCUGACCAGCGCCUUGUGGAUCAAUGCAGCUGCCACGGAGGUGGUGAACAUCUUGCAGUCCCUGGGUGUGGUCUUCCGGCUGAGCAACACGGUCCUCGGGCUCACGCUGCUGGCCUGGGGGAACAGCAUUGGAGAUGCCUUCUUGGAUCUCACCUUGGCUCGCCAGGGCUACCCGCGGAUGGCGUUCUCGGCCUGUUUUGGUGGCAUCAUCUUCAAUAUCCUUGUGGGUGUGGGGCUGGGCUGCCUGCUCCACAUCUCCCGCGGCCACGUGGAGGUGAAGCUGGAGCCAGACGGAUUGCUGGUGUGGGUCCUGGCCGGUGCCCUGGGGCUCAGCCUCGUCUUUUCCCUCGUCUUGGUCCCCGUGCAGUGCUUCCAGCUGAACAGAGCCUAUGGCGUCUGCCUGCUCGUCUUCUACUUGACCUUCCUUGUCGUGGCUCUACUCACCGAAUUCGGAGUGAUUCACUUGAAAAGUGUGUGACUGAAGCCGUGUGUCAGAGUCCGCCUGGUGGCCUGGGGUGUCAUUGCAGGCAGGCACCCAGCAGCCUCCCAUGAGGGGAGAAUUGGCGAUGGAGACCCCUUCCAUAGAACCCAAAUGGGCAUGCAACGGAGUGGAUGGGAUCAGGGCUCCUGUGGGGUGGUUGUUGCUGCUAAAGGUUUGAAGUCGCUGCUCUGUGCAGGGAGAACAGCCAAGUCCCUCUUCCUGCUAGCAUCCAACAGUGCCGUUUCUGAUUUUGGACAACACUGCCCAUGGACUUUGGAGACUGGGCUUUGCUGUGGACAGAGUUCCAAAAGAAGCUAGAGGCCUUUCUUGAAUGAUCUCCAGAGCAUGUCUGAGGAGGGUUAGAGUUUAGGGUGGGUGGGAUGACUGGGUGCCUUCCAGGCCGCUUUUGAAAGACACCUGAAGUGUCCCUCCCGCAGUUACCCCUGCUGCCUUCUUGUCCCCCUCACUGGGCUUUAGGCCCGCUGGAAUCUUCUCAGGGCUGAUGGCUGCCACGCCCUGGUUUAGGAACCAAGGUGAUUACACUGCUGCUUACUGAGGUGGGCCAGGUCCCUGCGCCAUCUGACAGAAACAGGAUGUGAGACACACCCAUCAUUCUGAAUUUUCUAGAAGCCACAUGAAUAAGGCAAAAAGAAACAGGUGAAGUUAAUGGGGACAGAUUUUUCUCUCCCAUACAGAAAUUUAUACAUUGUUAUGUGACUAAUUGCUCUCCCCAUACUGUGACAGCACACUCCUCCUUUCCACCCGAUUCCCAUGUCCAUUCAACCAGCUCC